Gymnogyps californianus (California condor) is the source of this 1027-nucleotide messenger RNA. RefSeq names its product phosphoethanolamine/phosphocholine phosphatase 1 (gene PHOSPHO1). The transcript is spliced from 3 exons. Lineage: Eukaryota; Metazoa; Chordata; Aves; Accipitriformes; Cathartidae. Gene Ontology annotation, biological process: bone mineralization involved in bone maturation. The record is from RefSeq and is a predicted model, not a curated record. The coding region runs from base 170 to 976 and encodes 268 amino acids. Gene Ontology annotation, molecular function: phosphatase activity.
CAUAAUGUUAGGAAGCGCAGCCGCUUUUCUUUUAUUUUGGAGGGAGUCCCUUUUUUGCAGACGGUGGACGGACGCGCUCCCGGGAGGCAGCCGCCGGCCAGGAGAGCAGCCCGGCGAGCCCUAAGCGCUGCCUUCAGCAACACGCUGCCUGCAGAGUGAUGGUCUUAAAAUGAAAAGGUGCUGUGAGGGCGUUGGGCUGCCAUGCCUGUUUAAGGGUGUUGGUAUGGCCAGCCCCCGGCCUCCCAAAUACCUCCUCAUCUUCGAUUUCGACGAGACCAUCAUCAAUGAGAACAGCGAUGACUCCAUCGUCCGGGCGGCGCCGGGGCAGGCGCUUCCGGAGCACAUCCGACAGACCUUCCGCGAGGGCUUCUACAACGAGUACAUGCAGCGCGUCCUGGCGUACAUGGGGGACCAGGGGGUCAAGAUGGGGGACUUCAAGACUGUCUAUGAGAACAUCCCCCUGUCCCCUGGCAUGCCGGACCUCUUCCAGUUCCUCUCCAAGAACCACGAGCUCUUUGAGAUCAUCCUCAUCUCCGAUGCCAACAUGUUCGGCAUCGAAUGCAAUCUGAGGGCAGCCGGUUUCUACUCCCUCUUCCGCAAGAUCUUCAGCAACCCGUCCGGCUUUGACAAGAGGGGGUACUUCACCUUGGGGCCCUACCACAGCCACAAGUGCCUUGACUGCCCGGCCAACAUGUGCAAACGCAAAAUCCUAACAGAGUACCUGGCGGAGAGAGCCCAGGAGGAGGUGGAGUUCGAGAGGGUCUUCUACGUGGGAGAUGGUGCCAAUGACUUCUGCCCUUCUGUGACUUUGACUUCAGCUGACGUGGCUUUCCCGCGGAAGGGCUAUCCCAUGCACCGGAUGACCCAAGAGAUGGAGAAGAAGCAGCCUGGAGCCUUCCAGGCCACUGUUGUCCCCUGGGAGUCAGCUGCAGAAGUUGCCCGCUAUCUCCAGGAGGUCCUCAAGAAGAAGUGUUGAGGAUGGCUCUGAAGAGACUUGCUUACUGUAAGCAGCUGGGAAAGGAGAAGC